GCUGCAUGUUUUCAAGUUCACUCUGGAAGGAUAAGAUCGAAGUCGUUCCGCCGAGGUUAUAUCGAACACAUGAACCCGGACAGGACUCGCCUGUGUCAUCUUCUGGAGGGUUCUGGAGGGCUCAAACCCUCCAGUCUGAUACGGCUCUGGGCGAGAGGGGAAUUGGGGGAGGGUGCCCACAGUGGUCCACGCAAGUAUGCCGUCGCAGUCUAUAUCAGCACAUGCUCCGACUAGGAUAUCGAACGGCGCACUUGAUAGCCCGAAGAGGAGAUCCGAAACCCGGGAAGUUCCGAUGCGUGUUGCGUUUAGUGCACAGGAGAGCCAAGUAUCAAGUAUGCUGGCAUGGACAUGGGAGGCGAAGAAGCUAUUCUGGUCAGAACGGGAACGUCCCAGGCAGUUACACUACUUCUAGUAUAGAACUCGUAAGGCCCACCAAGCAUUACCAGCAUUCAUAGCAUCACAGUAUAUACAGAACGAAUCCAUGGCUACUUAUAGAGGACACGCCGCAUACAUCAUGACAUAUGUAUCAUAAGAGAGAACAGCAAAAAUCACAACAACCCCUGACGCUCACUCUUCUCCGCCCCAACCCAGCCUGCACCAGCCAACGUGCGCCGUAUGGUGCGGGGUAGUACAAGCGGAAUAGAGCCCCCAAUCUUCUCGGUGGAUGAUCCCGAGGCCGCCCGGUCGCGCCUAGGCGGUGGAAUCGGAGGCGCGCUGCGCGGCGGAUCGAGGCGCCGCUGGGCGAGCGGAUAUCGCUGCCCCUCGAAGGUCCCGACGGGCGAGACGGGCGACGCGGGGAGGCUAUCGAACGGGGACCGGAAGGAGAUCGAGGAGGAAGACGGAGAGUGGUUGGAGAGGAAUGCAGCGGCGUCGAUUCCAGCCGCGGAAUCGUCAAACGGCGAGGCAGACUCUUGCACCGGUCUUUUGGGUAGAGGAAACGGAUUGACCAGGGCUGCGCUGGUCGCCCUCCUCGGCGGUAAGGGCGGUUUCGGUGCCUUAGUCUGAGCGCGAAAGGGAUUCGACGUCGAUCGCCCCAGUGUCGAUGUAGGGGUAGUUGCGUUGGCGACGGGAGGCGCAGUAGGGACGUCAAAGACAGACGUGAAGGGCGAGUUGGGCGCCGUCAGCGUGCGAUGCAGAGCUGUCGUCGAUGUCGACGGUGACAGUUUGCUACUCGGAGAUCGACGGAGUGGAUGAACUGGGGGAGGUGGAGAAUGGGUCGCGCGUGAGGGGAGUGGCGGCGGCCCUCGGCCAGGGGCGCGCGCUGGCUGACCGGAAGAUAACGCGCUCAAGGCUGAUAACGAUACCGAGUGCCCAUGGGACCGUUUCACAUUCGAAGAGGCGGACGACGACGAGUUCGAGCCAAAUGAGGAACCAGUGGUGUGAGCCUGGCCUCGGCUAUGCGUCGACGACUGCGACGAACUGGACGAAGCGGACGAGUAGGUACCCGAACGAGUGUCCCGGGGUUGAAGCGGAUGGUGUGGAGAGGUUGGGGACGGUGCCGGCGUCGGGAGGAAGGGAUUACUUGUGGCCGCUGUCGCGAUCGAAUGGGUUGGGGCCGGAGCUGAAAAAUAUGAUCAGGCACACUCAGGAGAGAAGCAACGCGUCCGGAAGAAGAUCAACAAAGCGCAUUGAUGAUCACCGACGGACAUGGCGACGUUAACGCGGCGCCGACUGAACUGGCUCCGGACGUUGCCCGGACGUGCAAAACAACACGCGCAGGUCCAUAGCGGCACACGAGGCGGGGAUAAGAUCGAUAGCCUUGAGCCACGAGGACAUCCCGGUCAUGCGUCGGCAAAGAACCCCGACGCCUCGCGUCAAAUGAAAUACAUGUCGGCAUCUCAGCAGCAGGACGAAUCGAUAGCGCGGCACCCAAGACCGUGCAGUUCCCAAUCGCCCAUGUUCGCCCAUGUUCCCCACGCUCCCCGCGCUCCACAUAGAGAUGGAUACUCCGAUGGAAAUGACGUUGUGGCUCACCUUGCACGAACGCCAGCGCGCGACUCACACCGCGUCCGGUCUGCGCAUGAAGCACCAGUCUAAGCACCGCGAAAAACUCGCAGCCUGUGACCAUCGGGCCCGAUGGGAAAAGACGGAGGAUCUGGGGUAGGCGUUAGGCCGGAGAACAGGAAAGAGGGCGCGGCAGAUGGACGUACUUCAUCGACCAGGCCAGUUCCCAAGUCGGGAUACCUCCCUCGGAUCCAUGCCCUGACUUCCCUCAAGCUUACCUCCACGCUGUCCCAAUCGGGCUCCUCCGCCACGGCGUACGGGGUGUCGGUGAGGUCUGCGAGGCUGUGCGUGAAUAGCGCGUGUUCCGCGUCGCUGAGCGCGGAUGGGUGUAGAGAGAGCCGACGUGGCGAGUGCGCCAUAGAUGGAGGGGGGAGAAGAGGCGAACGAGCCGUCUAGUGGGAAGCGAGAUGGAGUAUGGGAAGCAGCGUGGGAUCUUUUGAUGCGUGAUGGGCGGGAAUCUCAGCGCGCUACCGCGAGUCAUGGAAUUCUGAUGCGUACCCACUGGCGUCGGCCUCGUGUCUGUCGCGCGCCGCGGGUCCGCGUCGCGUUCCGGUUUGUUUCGAUUCGUGGAAACCUUCGAAACGACAAACCUUCGAUCGCGUCCCUCCCGGCUCUUCCUCGGCCCGGAUUCAUCAUAUGCAUCAUGUCUCCAUUUUCGUCAUAUCAGUUUUGUAUUCCCUUUGAUGUGGCCGCGCUAGUGCUCGUUGCACGGACCAAGCUCCUCACUACGACAUUCCACGCGCCCCAAUGAAGAGGGUCUCCACAUCUUCUGCGGGUGCAUGUAGAACCGCGUCCCGGCCGGUUCUCGCUUGCUUUAGUUAGCUCCAGGUCCGCCUGCCAUUCAAUGCGUCAUCACUGCGUCACGAUGAAUCACAAAGUGCCCCUGUUCCAUACAGCCAUUCACGUUCGUCGAUGCGCCCCUUUACACACGAUGACAUUGGGGCUAUUAAAGAGCGGCCGCCUACCUGACACCUACCCACAUCGCACCUUUCUGCAUCCCCACCAUGGACAACUACGACAACAACAACAACGACAACAGCAGCUACGGCUCGCGCAACCAGAGCUCGAGUGCGUUUGCUGCAGGCGCCAUGCUCGCCCGUCGGACUUACCCCGCACAGACAACUAUGGUUCGAACAACAACGACAGCUACGGCUCGUCGAACAAUAACGACGGCUACGGCUCGUCGAACAACAACAACAGCUACGGCUCGUCCAAUAACGACAGCUAUGGCUCGUCGAACAAGGACUCGUACGGGUCGUCCAACAACGACAACUACGGUUCGAACAAUAACAACGACUCGUAUGGCUCGUCCAACAAGGACUCUUACGGCUCGUCCAACAACGACAACUUCGGUUCCACCCGGAACAAUGACACCUAUGGCUCGUCCAACAACACUGACAGCUACAGUUCGCGGAACCAGGAUUCGUCGAACACUUAUGGUUCUUCGAACAACGACAGCUACGGCUCGACUAACCGGGACACCGACAACAGCUACGGUUCUUCGAACAACGACUCGUACGGAUCUUCGAACAACAAGACGUACGGCUCCUCGACCAACACCGAUAGCUACGGUUCUUCGGACCGCGACAACAACUACGGGUCGUCGAACACUGACAACUACGGCUCAUCGGGCAACGACAACUACGGCUCGAGCGGCAAGGCGUCGAUGGGCGACAAGCUCAAGGGCACGGCGGAGAAACUCGCCGGCAAGCUGAUGGGUAAUGAGUCAAUGCAGCAGCGUGGCCAGGAUCGUAAGAACAACGAGUUCGGCAGCGACAACUACGGGAGCAACAACAACAACGAUUACUAAAUGGGAACUGUGAAUGGACAGUAGCAACAAUUCGAAGAAUCGCAUGUAACUUUAUUGUGAAAUUUCGUUUAUCAGUCGAUCCUGCAUAUCAAAUUACGGGAAGCGCAUUUGAAAAUCUCCAUCGUAAUGAUGUCGUAGUUUCAAGUCUGACAUCAGACAUGUUCAUGAAUGGCGAUUGCUCGGGCGUGCCGCAG
Mycena citricolor is the source of this 4008-nucleotide messenger RNA. The record is from the annotation of a GenBank genome assembly. NCBI's taxonomy places the organism in Eukaryota, Fungi, Basidiomycota, Agaricomycetes, Agaricales, Mycenaceae.